UUGCAAGAAACACAAAUGUCAGUUUUUUAAAUAAUAAUCUCCUCAAUACUUUUCACUUUGACUGCUCUAAUAUUUUGAUUUUUAUAUAUUUUCGAAUGGAAGUAGACGCAGGUUUUUAUAAUCGUGAAGAUGAAAAACAAGAAACAUCGCAAUGGCAAUUAAGCUUUUCCAGUUUUCCCUUACAGCUUGAACGGAGGUCAUCAAAAUAUAAAAACGUAAACCAGAAGCAUCACGUAAAUUUAGUCAAGAAGCAAGAAUGGUCAUCACAUCGGAGGGUCGUACAGGCCACGAAAUUUGAACAUACCGAAAAGAAAUUCGACAAUUCUUUAUGGGACGCAGACAUUGACAUGCUGGCCGAAUCGACUACUGCCCCACCCGUUGUUCAUGUUCUCACGGCCAGAAGUAUUCAAGACAUCGAACCCAACCGCGAUAGUGCAAUUAUGAUAACAUCGAAUGCAUUUUUAUACGUGUUUAGAGGUUUGUUUACGUUUAAAAUCAUGAGACACAUUGAGAAGGUAGUUAAAGCACCCAUUCACUUCAUAGAUUAUAAUCAGCACGCAUGGUUCUACUUUUGGCCGAUCUAUUUUUCAAACUUUUAUCUCGGAAAUAUUUAUACAAAUUUAUUUUUUACUCUAAACUUUGUGAUGGAGUUUUUGUCAAUAAUUGUAACGUAUUUCUGUUUGAUCGAAGUGAUCGUGUGUCAGUGGAAAUGGGCAAAGCGAUGGACAUUAACAGCUUUUCUGACGUGCCUUGCAAUUGUAAUAUAUUCCAUAACCGCUUACAACCAGCGUCUGGUUUUUUGUUUACUCUGUAAAUUUUUAGUGAGCCUCGUCGAAGUUUUAGUUAUUUAUUGGAUGUAUCCAGUGGAAAGACUCUUGGAUGAUAUUACAUUCCGAUAUGGAUUGUCGCCGACUCGAUUCCGGAUUCUCAACCUACGUAUCGUACCCGUGUAUUACCUCUUUAAAUGCUACCUGUUUAUUAAAUAUUUCGUUCAAAUAACAAUCAAAGCAAACUUUGGCAAUAUCUUCAAGUACUACUUUUGGACGUGGUCCAUUAUUUUGAUUCCUGUGUUAUUUGGUGGACUGUACAUAAUUUUAGUUUACGUAUUUAAAUACAAGAAAAGUUGGCUAUUAGUGUUUUCUCCUGAUUGCUGUUGGGGUCCAAAGGAUCCUAUCGUCCUGUAUUUAAGAAAAUUGUAUGAUUCAAGAGUAUACAUACGAUGCCAGGCGACAAGAAUUUUGAGUCGAUAUUUAAUAUCAAAGUCGGAACCUAAAGAAUAUGUAUUAGACAUUAAUUACAAUGAAAGUUUGCGUACUACUGCAAUCAAUACUGCCACUCUCCAAUCGGAAGUUGAAAAAGAAAGUAAAAAAAGCCUUUAAGAUAGCAAUGGAACACACUAUGUCAAUACAAAUCAACACUUUGUCUUCGGAGACGUCUACGACAAUGAAAAAUAAGAUAAUUAGAUGUUUGUUUCAAGAAAAAGACAAAGUAAAUUUAUUAUUUAUUUAAAA
This is a messenger RNA of Bombyx mori (domestic silkworm), 1511 nucleotides long. RefSeq lists its product as uncharacterized. Lineage: Eukaryota; Metazoa; Arthropoda; Insecta; Lepidoptera; Bombycidae. The record is from RefSeq and is a predicted model, not a curated record. The coding region runs from base 96 to 1379 and encodes 427 amino acids. The transcript is spliced from 2 exons.